AUGGGGCAAGCUGGCAGCCACCCAGCGGUUGCGGAAGUACCCACGCGCCGCGUCCAUACGCUCUCGCACGAACCACUGCGACAUGCACCGAAGGUGUUGCCAUCCCUCACGGAGUCUCCGCGUCUACGCACCACAGAUAAUGGCGCAAUCCUGCAUUCGGGGGGUACGAUUAGCUGUCGACGACCCGCCUCCAUGUUUCCUGAGGUGAAUAGAACCCCUCAUGGACAUGUACAUUCAAACGUCUACCGAUCGCGGUCAGCUGGUGGGGCGGAGUUUGAAUACAGACUCGAUCGAGACCCACUACAUCGGUCACACACCAAUCUCGAUAUGAGACAUAAUGACUCAAGUAGCUUAAACAAGCACUUUGGGUCCGAACCGGAUCUGAGAGUUGAGGAAGAUCAAAAACCAAGGUGCAAUAAUAAACACUUCAGGAAGAAGUAUAGAGCUCCCCAGCCACCUGCGAACCGUCACCGUGACUGCUCAUCACCAGACUCCUGUGACAGAAAUGCGAAACCGGAACCGCAAAAGAAAUUAAGGCUUUUCCGAACAAGAAAUGAGACGAAAAAACUUAACCCAUUAAAAUUAGAAACGAAGCCCGCUUACAGGAGUACAUAUACUGAUUUCAAAUCCCUUGAUUUUAACGACACAUCGUUUGAAAGACGGUAUAGAUCACCGUGCAAAGACAAAGGUCACUUAAAAUAUCCAGAUAAUGUAAGUAUGCUUCAAAGCACAACUUCUUUAAAGAGAGAAGAAAAGUUGCUGCAAGGAAAACAAGACUAUAGAAACAAAACUGACCGAAUGAGUGGCUGUAGAGCUAAAACCGCAAAAACAACCGAAAACAACGAUGCUUGGAAAACACCACUUCUUAACAGGAACUUCAGACACUCUGAAAGAUUCAGCAAAGAUCUCGAAAUACCGCCACUAAGAAGAGAAAAAACUUUCGAUAACACCUUAAACAUAAGUGAAAAUGAAUCUCCAAAACCUACUCGCGACAGUAGAAUUAAGACUACAGGAGAAUUAAUAAAAUCAAAUUUCGAUAAUAAAACGCCUUUGAGAAAAUCUCUUCCAUCAUUACUAAAUAAAAGUAAUGACGAAAAAGAUGAAUUUCAGGCUGAACUCAAAAAGGCCACGAGUAGAAUAAGAACCGAGUUAGUUAAUAAAUCUAAUGUAAGUAACAAAACUAGUCAAAGUAAAACGAAAAUCCCAACGAAAACACAAGUCAGAGAGUCUAGUCUUAGCGCGAAAGAUUCAAAACCAUUGAAUAAUAUAAGACGUCCGUUGAGUCGGAUUAACGAUGUUAAAAAUAAAACGACGAAUCAGGAAAAACCAGAUGUUAAGAAAUUUAAGAGUGAUGUGAAGGAAAAUAUGAAGUUGCCGGAUAGAGGGCAAGCAUCAGGAAAGGAAUCAACUCCUGAACACUCACCAACUAGGAGAAAAGAGCCUCUUACGAAGAUACAACAAGACAAACAAAAAGCACCAUCAAAGCAGUUUUAUUUCGGCAUGAUAGAAAAUAAACAAACAAAUACUCAAGACCACUUAAAGGAUUUUCCCGGACUCGGGAGUCCCAUCAUCGAGGAAUUAAGUAAUUUUCAUCUCAUUGAAAAAAAGCUUCUUGGAUUUCACGAAGAAGAUGAACUGGAUAAGUUCAACGAAAGAUUAAAGGAAACUUGUAAAAGAAAUUUAUCAUCAGAAUCCGCACUGUCAUCAGAAGGAUCUGAAGGUGAAGGUUCGGAAGGCUCACUGGGUAUUGCAUUGCGACUACGACCUACUUUACCCAAAAAGCUACCUAAUACGCCCCGAUUCUCCCCUGCUGCGGCGUGGAGGCAAUUAGCCAGCUUGGAUACCCAACUUGCUGAAAGUAGACCACUUGCAGUCGAAAUUAAAAUGUCCGCCAAUAUAUCUGGUGAAUCCUCACCCCGAUCAGAACAGUCCGCUGAUAAAUCGGGAGAUUCAGGAAUAUCAGGAGAUCACGCGAUCAGUGACCAUCGGAUUGAAUCGCCAUCCAGACAUCAUGUCCCACAAGAUCCCACCGCGUGGACUCCACAACAGGACCUGGGUGAUAGCAGUUCUGAAGGAGCCAGUGGCGCAUUACACCAGGCGUCCGUUGCCACUUUUACCCCGGGUCAGCCCUUCAGUCUGUCCCUACCCCGGGACAGUGAUAAAGGUAAACCGAUACAGCAGGGCUUCAACAGUCUUCAGAAGUUCAAGAAAUCGGUCUCCGGAGCGUUUGGAGCCGCUCUCGGUUCUAGGAAAUUCGACUUGGAGCACGAACCCAUGUUAAAUGAACCUGAACAGAAUUGGUUUUUGACUAAAUCCGCGCCAAACUCGCUGAGUAAUCCAACUCUAUUGCAACCCUUAAGAGUGAAGAACGAAGAGAUUCAGGAGGAAUCUGAUGUGAUGAACAAAGCUGAUUUGAACCCAUGGCGAGGUCCAUCUUCAUAUCUGUCAUGGGGAGGACAUGUUAUGUACCUUCCCCCCGCACCAGCCGCCCUUGACCAGCCUAUGUCAAUGCUUCCAACCGACAGGCCUGUAAGGAGCAAAUCGAGUGGUUGUCUUGAGACAGCAGCAAGAGCAGCACGCUCAGCUCUCGCGGGAGAGAUGAGAGAAAGAGAACGGUCUGCUUCUCCUAACAUUGCAAGAGCUGUGCCCGCUAGAGUCGAACCCGUGACGCUUUGUGAAAUUCUGAGAUAUCUUUACCAGCGAACAAACGUACAACCGCGGAGCAAAAGGUUUACAUUUCAGUCAACAGUGAGACAACUGGAACGACGAAGACUCGCUGAAAAACUAUCUAAAGAGGCAGACCUGAAGGAACAGCAGAGGAAAACCGAAUUGGAAGCAAUGAGGAGAGUAGAGGAAGAGUUUCAGCGCAAACGUGCCAGAGAGAAGGCCAAUAUAAGACAGCAAUUGCGUUUAGUCAGCAGCGGCGCUAGCAGCAUGCCACACACCUCGCAAAAUAAAGCAAGAGACGAGCCAGAUGGUUCCUGCAGAGAUUCCCCUGAUCGCCUGCGAGAUAGACAAAGGGUCAGCAAUGGAUCUGAAAUCAGUGGACGCAGUAAGAGCUCUACGCCGAUACGCAGCGUUGAGUUGUCAGAAUGGCGAGUAGAAAAUGGCGCUCGGGUUUACAGAGACUGGUCUGGAGCACUUGCAACGCAUGCGCAUCCUCCAGCUUGUGCGCGAAUGCCCAUGACCACGAAUACACACGGUAUAGAGGGCUCAACGUUUUCGGGGAGUCCCCGCUCGGACAACUACCGCCUGGAGUUCGCCAGGGGCGUCCCAUCACCCCGCACUCCUAGACCACCUCGCCUUUUGACAGCAACCAGAUCGUCUUCUUCUUCAGGCUCAGAGAUAUCUAUGCGACAACCAAUCAAGAUCAGGUGGUGA
Messenger RNA from Leptosia nina, 3381 nucleotides. The record is from the annotation of a GenBank genome assembly. NCBI's taxonomy places the organism in Eukaryota, Metazoa, Arthropoda, Insecta, Lepidoptera, Pieridae.